GUUUUAUCGACAUGCCUUGGCUUUUAGUUGAGGCUUUCUGGUGUGUACAUGUGGUCUAACCAAAGUUGGAGUUGUUUAAACAAUUUAUCCACAUGUUUGAAAAAAUAUAAAUAACAUGGAUGCCUUGAAAAAUGUUAUUCAAGUGGUAGAGAGCAGUACGAAGAAAGUUGAAAAUUAUUUAAGCGCCCAAAAUAAUGUAGCAGCUGAAUUGCAGCGAUCUACGAAACUCCUUUACGACUUCACGAUAAAUGAAUCAAAACGUAAAACAGCAGCCCUUCCUGAGCUGGUGAUACAGGACUUCGAUGAAGAGCAGAUCUGGCAACAAUUAGAACUUCAAAACGAAGCAGAAUUGACGAAUUUUUUGACAGGAGUCUCUCGAGUUUUAGCAGGAACGAAUCAAUUGAAAUUGCCGGUUAGUUUAUCAACACCAGAGGCACUGUCCCCUGUGAAUAUCCAUGCAGAGGAAAAUGAGGAGAAUUCAGGAGAACCAGAAGAAAUGCUUGAAGGGAAUGAAUCAGACAGCGAUGAUAUGGAUGUGGAUAUUGAUAUGGAUGGAAACCUGAACAGAGGUAAAAAACCGAGGAAAAUAUCCAAAAAAUCAUCAAUUGUUGAUGAUAAAUUUUUCAAACUCGAAGAGCUUGAUGAAUACCUAACGAAGGAGGAGAAAAAAGAGAGUAAAAUCAAUCCAAAUUCUGACGAAUCAGAAUCGGACGACGAGCCUGUGGAUUUAUUCAACGAUGAUUCAGGAAUGGAAGAAGACGAUGAUGAUGAGGCGAAAAUGAUGAAGUACGCAGGCUUCUUCGAUAGUCCAGAGAGUGGUGAUGAGCAUGAAGACGAUGACGAUGAAGCUAAUGAAUCGGUUAUUCACUCAGACAACGAGGACAAUGGGAGUGAAGGAUCUGGGAAUCAUAAAAUUAAAACGGAUGAUGGGAAGAAAAAAUCUGAUGGAAAACGAGUCAAGUUCAACCUAACGAAUGACUCAGACGAUUCAGAGAGCAUUGAGAAUCCGAAUCCUGAAAGUGAGCAGACAUCGACAUUGGAAGCUCGACAAGAAAGAUUGCAGAAACGUAUAAAAGAAUUGGAGGAUCAGGCACUGGCGGAGAAACCGUGGCAAUUGAAGGGAGAAGUUACAGCAUCCUCUCGUCCACAAAAUUCUUUAUUGGAAGAAUAUGUGGAGUUCGAUAUUACGUCUCGUCCAGCUCCAAUAAUUACUGAGCAAACAUCCCUCAAUUUAGAAGACAUAAUCAAGCAAAGAAUUAAGGAUAAAGCUUGGGACGACGUCGAGAAGAAGUUCAAGCCCGUGGAAGCGCCACUGGAGUACAAGAAAAAAUUAGUUAUGGAUCAGGAGAAGAGCCAGAAAAGUUUGGCUCAGAUUUAUGAAGAUGCAUAUUUGAAGCAAAAAGAAGCAAUCAGUGGAGAUGUUGAGGAGAGGGAGGAGGAGGAGCCAAAGGAGCAUACAAAAAUUAAGGAACUCAUGCACUCGUUGUUUGCAAAACUCGAUGCUCUGUCUAACUUUCAUUAUACGCCCAAGGCAGCUCAGCCUGAGCUUAAAAUUAUUAGUAAUAUUCCGGCUAUUAAUAUGGAGGAAGUGGCACCGGUGGCUACUAGUGAUGCUGCACUCUUGGCUCCUGAGGAAGUUAAAAACAAACCUCGUGGUGAUAUAAUCGGAAAAUCGGAAAGAACGAAAACCGACAUGAAGAGAGCGAGGAGAAAGAAGAAGAUUGCACAGCACGAGAAGCAAAGAGCUGACGAAAAGAAGGAAAAAACACUGGGGGAUCUUCUCGAGAUGAAGAGGAAGAAAUUCAUGAAGAAUAAAAAAUCGUCGAAAAAUGUACAGGAUUCUGCAAUCAAGAAAUUAACGAAGGAUAGGAAUAUUUCAACGAUUAAUGAAGCUUCCCAAAGAGUCCCAAAAUCUUCUACUGCAUUCUUCACACAAUUGCAAGAUGAAGUAUCGAGUCAUAUAAAAUCAAAAACUAAUAAACCGACGAAGAAGAAAGAGAAAACAUCCCACUCUGCCAUCAAAUUGAAAUUGUAA
This is a messenger RNA of Fopius arisanus, 2035 nucleotides long. RefSeq names its product U3 small nucleolar ribonucleoprotein protein MPP10. Gene Ontology annotation, cellular component: small-subunit processome; Mpp10 complex; sno(s)RNA-containing ribonucleoprotein complex. The record is from RefSeq and is a predicted model, not a curated record. Lineage: Eukaryota; Metazoa; Arthropoda; Insecta; Hymenoptera; Braconidae. The coding region runs from base 116 to 2035 and encodes 639 amino acids. The transcript is spliced from 3 exons. Gene Ontology annotation, biological process: rRNA processing.